Messenger RNA from Epinephelus moara (kelp grouper), 2645 nucleotides. RefSeq names its product protein-glutamine gamma-glutamyltransferase 2-like. Gene Ontology annotation, molecular function: protein-glutamine gamma-glutamyltransferase activity. The transcript is spliced from 15 exons. NCBI's taxonomy places the organism in Eukaryota, Metazoa, Chordata, Actinopteri, Perciformes, Serranidae. Bases 95 to 2140 code for a protein of 681 amino acids. Gene Ontology annotation, biological process: peptide cross-linking. The record is from RefSeq and is a predicted model, not a curated record.
ACUACACUGCAGGAUCAUUAAGCAAUAAGCACAGGCUGCAGCUGAAGUGUUGCUUACCACACAGGAGUCGAGGGACAAGAACUUCACUGCAGACAUGAGUCAAGUUUUGGACAUUGAACACUGUGAUCUUAACAUUAAGAGCAACAGCAGCAGCCAUCAUACACAUCUAUAUGAAGAGGAGCGCUUGAUUGUAAGGAGGGGACAGCCCUUCAAUAUCACUUUACAUCUGAAACCUGGCAGCAAAAAGUUCACACCAGGCGAAACAAGCUUUGCACUCAUCGUUGAAACUGGUCCGUUACCCAGAAAAGAGUCAGACACUAAGGUUACUUUUGGUCUGGGUGACUCCACUUUGGAUGGUGACUGGAGUGCAUCUGCCACAAAUGAUCCCUCUGGAUACACAGUGUCUGUAUCUAUCAGUUCCUCAUCCAGUGCCCCCAUAGGGGUCUACUCUCUGACUCUGGAGCAGGAGGGGCAGACGACCAGUUUAGGACAGUUCACCCUGCUUUUUAAUGCUUGGUGCUCCCGAGAUGCUGUUUACAUGCGCAGUGAGACGAAGAAGCAGGAGUAUGUUUUAGCACAACAUGGGCAGGUCUACAGAGGAACAUAUAAACGCAUCAAAGGGAAGCCCUGGAACUUUGGACAGUUUGAACGAGGAAUCUUGGAUAUCUGUCUAAAGCUCCUGGAUGAAAACCCCAAAUUUGUCUCUGAUGCCGACAAGGACUGCUCAGCCAGGAGAGACCCCGUCUAUGUGACCAGGGUGCUGAGUGCUAUGAUCAACAGUAAUGAUGAUGAUGGGGUGCUGGUGGGAAAUUGGGGAGAGAUUACAGAUGGGGUUCAUCCAGGAACAUGGAUUGGCAGUGCGGACAUUCUGUACCAGUGGGCGGAGAGUGGGCCUGUCCGCUAUGGCCAAUGUUGGGUCUUUGCUGCUCUCGCAUGCACAGUGUCCCGUGCCCUGGGCAUUCCAUGUCGAGUGGUUACUAACUUUGGAUCGGCUCACGAUACUAAUGCCAACCUGAUCAUAGAAAACCUGUAUGAUGAAGACGGUGUGAGAAUUCCUGGAGGUGAUUCGAUAUGGAACUUCCACGUUUGGGUGGACAGCUGGAUGGCUCGCCCUGAUCUUGGGUCAGAGUUUGAUGGUUGGCAAGCCAGCGACCCAACCCCACAGGAAACAAGUGAUGGUGUUUUCUGUUGUGGACCGUGCCCUGUGAAGGCCAUCAGGGAAGGAGAGCUGACCAAGGAGUAUGAUGCUCCCUUUAUUUUCGCUGAGGUCAAUGCAGAUGUUGUGGAAUUGGUGCAGUUGACAAAUGGAGAAUUUGUCAGGUUCAGUGGAUCAACUAAAUCUGUUGGACAAAACAUCAGCACCAAAACUGUGGGCUCAGAUGAAAGACACGACAUCACACACCAGUACAAGUAUCCAGAAGGCUCAGAGGAGGAGAGGCGGGUGUAUGAGAAGGCUAAACACCACAAUAAGCUACAGCAGCGAGGGGAAGAGCCAGGGCUUCAUAUCAAGAUCAAACUGGCUGAUAACAUGAUCGUGGGCGCGGACUUUGAGGUGCACGCUAUCCUCACCAACAACUGCUUCGAUACGAGGACCUGCACCUUCCUGUUCUUGGCCAAAGCUGUCACCUACAAUGGAAAAGAGGGAGACUGCUGCGGAAUCACUUCAGACAAAGUGGAGGUGCCCUCUGGUGGAGAAACGCGCCUGUCUCUCAGACUUGAGUACGACCGUUAUGGACCAGCGAUCACCUCCGACAGGUUGAUCCAGCUGUCGGCCAUCACAAUCGACAAGCAGAUUACAAACUACCAUAAGGCUGAGAAGACCAUUGUGCUGGACGAGCCAGACUUAGAGAUCAAGCUAGUGGGAGAGGUCACAGUGAACCAGCCUGUGACGGCAGAGAUGACCAUGUUGAACCCUUUACCAGAGCCACUGAAGGACUGCAGCUUUACCAUAGAGGGGAUCGGCCUCACGGACGGCAAACCUGUAACAGUGAAGAUUGGAACUGUGGGUCCCAAACAGGAAGCCAAGGGCACCAUCGAGUUCAGUCCCAACUUUGCCGGCCCCACUGUGCUGCUGGUGAACUUUGACAGUGACAAACUGAAGGAAAUCAAGAGUUUCAUCAAUGUUGUUGUGAAAGAAUGAGCCAGAACAGAAAUCUAACAUGAGUGACAACUUUUUUAUUUUGUUGGUUAGUUGGACUGAUUUAGGUGGAGAUUACAGGGUUGCCCAUUGGGGCUUUAUUUUUUCAUCCACUGAUUAUUUUUCAUCCAUAUAUUAAACUAGAAUAAUAUGCUAUUAUACUGUUUAUGGUUAUAGUUUUUGCUUGAUUAAUUUCAUUAAAAACACAAUGAUCCACAUCCUCUAACCAUUAUGUACAGCACCUCUAUUAUUAGCUGCAGUAAAAUAAAAUAAUGACAUAAACAAAUUAACUUUACAUAUAUGAUUAAUAUGGUGUAUACAUUUUGAUAUUGUACCAUUUAAAUGUGACUAUAAGGCCACUUGCUGCCAAAGCUGAGUAAAGCAAUUGUUUGUUUGUUUGUUUGUUUGUUUGUUGUUUACCGCUUUUUAGGAAACACUUUGUUAUUCAUAAGGAAAAAAAUUGCUAACUAUAAAUAAAAUGUUUGAAAAAUAAAAAUGUGUUAUUUGC